Molecule: messenger RNA, 3159 nt
Organism: Plasmodium malariae
Lineage: Eukaryota; Apicomplexa; Aconoidasida; Haemosporida; Plasmodiidae
Gene: ORC1
Product: origin recognition complex subunit 1, putative
Exons: 1
Coding region: 1-3159 (1052 amino acids)
Biological process (GO): mitotic DNA replication checkpoint signaling; DNA replication initiation
Cellular component (GO): nuclear origin of replication recognition complex
Molecular function (GO): ATP binding; ATP hydrolysis activity; DNA replication origin binding
Source: RefSeq, a predicted model, not a curated record
AUGACUCCAAAAAAAAAAUUUCAUAGCUUUCAUAUGAAUGAUAAUGAAAUUUUGAGUCCUACUAAAAAAGGCAUAAAGUUAGAUGUAAGCAAAUUAAAUAUUUUGAAUUUUCCAAUAAUUUCAAAAAACGAAGAGAAAAAAAGAAUAGAUAAAAAUAAUAUAUCUGAUUAUAAUAAAAUAAGAAAAAGUACACAAGACUUUUACGUCGAAGUACAAGAACCCAAUGACAAUACUAAAAUUACAACUAACAGUGAUAGUUCUAGCAGUAGUAGUAGUAGUACUAAUACUAGCACAGUUAUAAAAAAAAAAAAAAAAAAAGAAAAAUAUAAUUUUGACGAAUCGUCUUCCUCUGUAUAUACCUCCUCCUUCUGCUCUUCCUCCUCUUCUGCUUUUUCUUCCGAUUCUUUGCAAAGCAAUUUAUUGAAAAGUUACAGUAAUACAUCAAACAAGGGAGAGACAAAAUUGAUAACAGAAAAUAGUGAUAAUAGAAUAUACGAUAAUAUGAGGAGAUCUCCAAGAAUACUAAACGCAAAUCAAUAUAAUAGAACAGUAAAGAAUGACAAUAAGGAUAAGAAUGCACAAUUGGUAACAGAAAAAAAAAAAAUGUACCCAAAAAGAAACAAAGACCAUAACAACAACCAUAAUAACGAUAAACGUAUUUCAGCUAGCACAAUAAAGGAUAAAAAAAAUAAUAAUAACACUACAAACAAUGUAAAAAUUUCAAAAAAUGAAGAAAAGAAAGCAUCUAUCAGGUCUCGCUCGAGUGUAUUAGCAAAGCGAAAAAGUGAUAGUCUUUUCAAAGGAUCAGAGGAACAUCAACCCAACGGGAAAAGGACAAAAAUGGGCACCAAUCAUAUCAGUGAUACUAACAAUUAUGAUAGAAACAAUAAUAAUAGUAAUAAUAACAGGAGUGGUCCAAAUAAACAAGUAACAACCGAAAAGACGAACAGAAAUUCAAAUGAAAGCAGAGGAAAAAACAAGGAAUUUUCGGAAGAAGAAGUAACAAAAUUGAUUAGUCGCUAUUCCAUUACAGUGGUAGAAGAAAACAGCUGUGAGUAUCAAGACGGCAUAAUAUAUGAAAGUAUAGUCAUAAAUAAGGUGCAGUAUUCAAUAUGUGAUGAUGUUAUGAUAUUUUGUGCAAACAAAGAUGAGAAGAAAAAAAAUACAAAAAGCUACAUAUUGAAAAAAGGGAAAAUUUCAGGUUUUUAUAAAAAUCUCACAAGUAAAAACCUGCAAGUCGAAAUAUGCCUAUACUACGAUAUGUAUGAUGAUAUAUAUAUAAAAGAAUUGGAAAAAAUACAAAAAUCAAGAAGGAGUAAAGGAUAUUUUGAAGAAUUUCUAGAUGAGAAAACAAGGGAUAUUUACCUAUUAGGAAAUGUAGAAUUUAAAAUAGUAGAUGCAAAUUUAAUUUUUAAAAAGGUACAUGUAUAUAAUGAAAAAAACUUUUUUGAAAAAGCACUUUUAUCAAAUCAAGGGAAAGACAAGUUUUUGUGUACCCAUUAUUUAAAAGAACGAGAAGAUAAGUUAUGUGAGAUACAAAAUGAAGAUCAUUGGGAUAAUUUAGUACUUGGGUCGAGUGAUUUAUAUUACUACUUUUCAAAUAAUAAAAAAAGUAGUACUAAAAAUAAAUCGCUUAAACUUAUAAUAGACAAGUUAAAAAUUAAUGAAAUGUUUGAAUUAGGUGAAAAUAAAAAAGGAGGUACACCUAAAAAAUCUAGCACAACUACACAUGCUAAGACUAAAUAUUAUGAAAGCAAAAUUGAUAGUAAGGCAAAAACUACUACUCAUACUAAUGGAAAGAAGAAGGAUCUUACUGCUGAUUUCAAGAACUUAAUAAAACAAGACCAAGAAAAUUAUUACAUCAAUCUGUUAAGUAAUAUAAAAGAUCCUACUGAUAAAGCAAUUAGAAUGAUGCAGUUAGAUGUUGUCCCAAAAUAUUUACCAUGCAGAGAAAAAGAAAUAAAAGAAGUCCAUGAAUUUCUGGAAUCUGGUAUAAAACAAGAAGGUAGUAAUCAAAUAUUAUAUAUAAGUGGUAUGCCAGGUACUGGAAAAACAGCUACAGUAUAUAGUGUAAUUCAGUUAUUACAAAAUAAAAGCAAACAAAAAUAUUUACCUCCAUUUAAUGUAUUCGAAAUCAACGGAAUGAAUGUUGUACAUCCAAAUGCAGCAUAUCAAGUAUUUUAUAAACAACUAUUUAAUAAGAAACCACCGAAUGCUUUAAAUUCAUUUAAAAUUAUUGAUAGAUUAUUUAACAGGAAUCAGAAAGAUAAUCGAAAUGUUUCUAUUUUAAUUAUUGAUGAAAUAGAUUACUUAAUUACUAAAACACAAAAGGUACUUUUUACUCUUUUCGACUGGCCUACAAAAGUAAAUAGUAAACUUGUGCUAAUAGCUAUUUCAAAUACCAUGGAUUUACCUGAACGCUUAAUACCGAGGUGCAGAUCCCGUUUAGCUUUUGGUCGCUUAGUCUUUAGUCCAUAUAAAGGAGAUGAAAUUGAAAAAAUUAUAAAAGAGAGAUUGGAAAACUGUAAAGAAAUAAUCGAUCAUACAGCCAUCCAAUUAUGUGCAAGAAAAGUAGCAAAUGUUUCAGGGGAUAUUAGAAAAGCAUUACAAAUAUGUAGAAAAGCUUUUGAAAAUAAACGAGGUCAAAAAAUUGUACCAAGAGAUAUUACAGAAGCAACCAACCAGUUAUUCGAUUCACCAUUAACUCAUGCAAUUAAUUAUUUACCUUGGGCUUUUAAAACAUUCCUUACUUGUAUUAUUAUAGAAUUAAGAAUGCUAAAUGAGUUUAUCAUACCAUAUAAAAAGGUUGUUAACAGAUACAAAGUAAUGAUCGAAACUAGUGGAAAAUAUAUAGGCAUGUGCAGUGAUAACGAGUUAUUUAAAAUCAUGCUAGACAAACUUGUAAAAAUGGGCAUCUUACUAAUUAGACCAUAUAUACCUUUAGAAAAUUUAAACAAAAAUAAAUCUAAAGAAUCACUACUAGGUUUUAAUGAAUCAUCCAAAAAAACAGCUGAAAAUAAAUCUUCAAAAACGCAGGUUAACGCAGAAAUUGAUAAAGAAUCGGGGGAUAUGGGAUUAGAACUUAAUGUCGAAACGCAGUUAAUCAUUACAGCACUUAUGAAAGACUCCGAGUGUUCCAAGAAGUUAAAUUUUUACUAA